AUGGAUGCAUCGAAUGGUUAUUUGCCCAAUCCAACGAUGAUGGUCAUUGCUGUAACUGUUCUUCUUCUUGGCUUAGCUUAUAUCUAUUUUGUAGCACCAUUAGCUUUCUUUAAACGACUUGGAAUCCCGGGUCCAAAGCCGACUUUGAUGUUUGGUAAUUUGUUACAAGUUGGUUCUGGAGAACAUCUCCUUCAUUUACAAUGGUCUCAACAGUAUGGUAAAAUAUUUGGUCUGUUGUUUGGUAGAUUGCCGGUUAUUUUUGUGGCAGAUCCUGAUAUGAUUAAGGCUAUCACUGUUAAAUAUUCUCAAAAUUUUAUCGAUCGAUGGUCUAUUUGUAAGCCUUCACCUCCGUUAGGAUUAGGAUUGUUCUCCUUGAAUGGGCAAGCAUGGAGAAGACUUCAUAAUAUGCUGUUAUCGGUUUUUAACGAUGCUGAAUUAAAAUUAACCAUGCCGUACAUAACCAAAUCGUCAUCUACCCUUGUUAGGAAAUUACAUCAGUCGAUUAAUCAUGGAAAAGUAAUUGAUUUAUGGCAAUAUCUUAGCCCCUUCUCUAUGGAAGUGAUCUUGGCUACAUCCUUUGGAAUUAAAGUCUCAUCACAAGAGAAUCCAGACCAAAUGACUCAUCAAGCUCGUCAAUUAUACCGUAAUUAUAAUUUCCGUAAUUUAAUGCUUGCUAUAUUGCCACCCACAUUAUGUAACUGGUUAGAUCAACUUUUCAGCUGGAAUAGAAUUUCCUACUUAGAGCAAGUAUUACGUAAAGCAGUCAAGGAAAGACGUCAGAUGCUCAAGGAGGAACAUAGUAAGACUUAUCCUGAUUUAUUACAAGCCAUGUUGAAGAUUCAAGAUGGUGAUAGCUUGACUGAUGAUGAAGUAAUUGGUCAAUCAAUACAAUUUUUAUUGACGGGUUGUGAGACAACAGCGAGUGCUCUAGCCUUUACUCUUUACCUAUUGGCUAUGAACCCUGAUAUUCAGAGGGAAUUAAGAAGCGAAAUUAUGCAGCGCUAUUCUAUCAAUGACAUCAUGACUUUGGAUGGUGUCGCCAAGUUGAAAUAUUUAGAUAGGGUCAUUUCCGAAUCUCUAAGAAUGUAUCCACCGACUUAUUUUUACGUGCAUCAGGCUAAUGCUGAAACAAUGAUCAAUGGCUAUGUCUUUCCUAAGGGUGUUGGUGUAGCGAUACCAGUUUAUACAGUGCAUCAUGACCCUGAAUUUUGGCCUGAACCAGACAACUUUAAGCCGGAAAGAUUUGAAACCAACUUGAAUAGUAAGCAGCAUUCGCAUAGCUAUCUACCUUUUGGUUCAGGACCAAGAAGUUGUCUAGGAGCCAAAUUCGCUUUACUACAGAUCAAGAUGGCUUUAAUAAAGCUGUUGUUAACAUUUCGAUUCUAUAAAAUUGAUCAAACUGAAAUUCCUUUGCAAGUUAAGUGUGGUCUGGUACUUUCUCCAAAGAAUGGCAUCUAUCUUGGAAUUCACAAAUUGUAG
This is a messenger RNA of Trichoplax adhaerens, 1479 nucleotides long. RefSeq lists its product as uncharacterized. The transcript has a single exon. Lineage: Eukaryota; Metazoa; Placozoa; Uniplacotomia; Trichoplacea; Trichoplacidae. The coding region runs from base 1 to 1479 and encodes 492 amino acids. Gene Ontology annotation, molecular function: heme binding; oxidoreductase activity, acting on paired donors, with incorporation or reduction of molecular oxygen; iron ion binding. The record is from RefSeq and is a predicted model, not a curated record.